GCGCCAGAGUUCGAAUCUUUAUUUACCUGAUCGUUUAUCAUUGUACGCUUUAGCGUGAUCAAAGUUGAACUCAUUAAUGCAAGGUAGCUAGAGUGCUGCACUAUGGCAGCAACCCUGAAGUUCCCAGUGAGCAGGGUGGCACUGUGGGACCAUUGUAGCAAGGGAGCAGCCUCAUACAGUCAUCUUGCAUAUUAUAGAAACCCAACAAUCCUAUUGGAAGAAAAGGCACUAAGAUUAGCGCAUAGAUAUGCCCAAGAUUCUGGUGAUGACAGCUUCAGGUGUCUCUUGAUAGGGAACAUUAACAUCACAUCAGAUGGUGAGGGAGUGAUUGUCACUCUAGACCAGUUCAAGCCAUUAGAAGGUCCAGUCAGCUUCGAGGCUCAAUUAAUGCCAGGGGAGAUCAGGUCUCCAUGUGAGUUAAACAACAACCAAACCCAUGGAAAGAUAGAAAAACCUCUCGAUUCAUAUGAAAUGGCAUUAAAGCUUCUUACACAGCAAUGCAGCUCAACCAGACUUGACAUGAAUGAUGCUGUGUGUCUACAAGCCUGUAUCUCAUAUACCCAGGAGAAGCACACAAUAAACCUGGACAUUGACUUGGACCUAAUGACAUUCAGCACACAGUUACAAGCUGUUCCAGUCUCUCCUGUGCCCAUUAUACAAACUGCAUUGUCCAAAAAUCUUGCUAGUGGACAGAGCAUGAGUGCUCUACAAGGUCAACCAAAGGCUGGAUAUUUGACACUGGACCAAACCAGGAAGCUGCUACUAGUUUUAGAAUCAGACCCUAAAGUCUCCACUCUUCCCCUGGUUGGAGUAUGGUUGAGUGGAGUGUCAUAUGUCUAUGAUCCAUUUGUGUGGACAAUGUGUUUGAAGUAUCUCUACAGCUCUGUCAUACAAGACAGAGUGUGUAAAUCUAAAGAGCCGUUCCUAGUUGUAUUGUACAGUAACCUACAUCCAAAGCCAGAGUUCUAUGAAUGCAUACCUACUGGCAAUAAUACUUGCUUGGAUUACUCACUCUACACUUGCUUUGAGAAAGUAGAGAUAUAUAAGGGUCAGUCUGAUCAGAGAUCAAACCUCAUAGAGCUGGAAGUCAUCAAAGUAGAACAAGGACCAAAACUGGAGAAAUUCAAUGAAGCCAAACAGCUUAUAAAAGAUACCCCUGUGUUGCCGAAGAGAAUUCCCAAGUUGAAGCAUACCCCUGUUAGGCCAAGUAGAAAAGAGGAUCUUGACAUGACCCCCAGAGCCUCCCCCUCCCCACACCAGACCAAGGUUCCUGUAAUUCAGCCAUCUGUUCCUGAUGUAUCAUUAAUAUUCGAGGAUGAAAAUUUAAACUGUAUGGAUAUCAACAAAAAUACCCCCGAGAACAUGAAUAUUCCAAGCAGGCCACCAUUACAGGUUGUUAACAGGGUGCUCCAGGCCCCUGGGGUGCCCACACAUACACAUACUAGGCUAAGUGGAGGGAAACCAGGAAUGCUGGAACACAUGUAUAAACCUAUGGUGACAAAAUCAGGUGGUAAGGUAUCCCCACAUUUACAAAAGGAAAACCAACCUGAUGAUGGGACUCCGAGAGCCCCUGUUCACCAAAGACCCCAACAUCCUGAGGCUCACCAUGGUACAUCACAACAUGGCCCUGGGUAUAACGCACACCAGCAUGGUCCAAGUGGAGGUGUUAGGGCACACCAUACAAGAGCUACACCACCCGCUAUGUCCCCACAAUGGGACUACACCACAGCACAUAGACAAAUGUAUAGGGGUUAUCCACCAAAUCAAAUGAGCCCCAUGCCUGUUAAUAUGAACUACCCACCAUAUCCAGGUAUGUACGCAAGUCCACCUUUUAUGCAAACAAUGCCAAUGCAUCCCUAUUAUGAUCCCCGUCUCAGUCCUCAAUAUCCUGGCAUAUCUCAAGGCUACAUUUAUGGACAACCCUCCUCAGGACCAAGGCAACUUUCUGACAAUGAAGAUAUACACCGCAAUCAAAGGAGAAAAAGAACAUCCGUUAAAUCAACUGGUGUUCAACCAAAUAACUCCUCCGCUGCUACCAAACAGGUCACAUCCGUUGCAAGUGAUCAAAUAAAAUCAGGAGAUACUAAGAGUGGUGCGUUAACUGAGAUUUCUGAGCAGUCUGUUUCACCAAAUUCACAUAGGAAUGCACAACCACCAGGCCCAUCAGCUGAGGAGCCAAAUUUAAAACCACAUUCGAAAUCUAACCCUGCAAGUCCAGAAAACAAUGGUGCCCUUGGUGUUGUUUCCACACAAUCAAUCUCCAACUCAAAUCCUGCCACCCCUACAAUAUCUAUCUCAAACCCUACUACCCCUGUAUUUGGAAGCACAAACCCUACCACCCCUGCAAUGUCUGAUCAGAAUUCACAAGUUGCAUUCUCGAGCCCCGCACUAUCUGAAGUGAGUGCCAUGACAACCCCAGAAGUUUAUAAGCUACUCAUGCACCAAGAUUCCCAGCUCAGAUUACUACAAAAUCAAAUACAACAGCUGUUAUCUGUCACCAAUGCCUCCCCAUCACAACCAGCUCUUCCCAGCAUGCAUGAUAACAAACCUUCCCAACCGACAGAGGAGGUCAUUACCCAAGCAUGUCUCAACACAACUCAGGACACAAACCCGAAACAACCACCUGAAAAUGCUCAAGCUAUGGUAACACAAGAAAUCACUGUUGCCAGCAGCCCUAUAGCUCAAGAUGAGGCUUCCGUUACUCCAAGGGAGGAUGUAUCCCCAUUCUCAGCUGAUACAUCAAGUGAUGACACAUUAUGCUCCACAGAUGAUGACCCCCAGCCAAGGCUUCCUGGGGACAUCACCAUGGAGAGUAUGAUGUCACAGAUGAUAGUUGACAUCCCCAGCUACCAAUCUACCCCUGAAAGGUAUGGUGACCGACAGGCAGAUAGUCCUCCUGUGGAGAGUGUCAGUAUGUGUGCAAACAUGGCAGACUCCAGUACCAGUUCAGAGUCUGAAGAUGAGGAUGAAAGGGAAUCUGAAAAGUAUCUUGACAACCAGAAGGAGUACUUUCAAUCACUACUGGGUAAUGUUCAGCAACUUCUAGCUAAACACGCAGAGGAAAAAGGAAAACAAAACCCCAGGCUAUCAUUACCUGCUGGGAAAGUUACCUCCCCUGUUCAGCAAACCAGGCGUCUUUCAGAUCUUCAUGAGCGACCAAAAGAAAGGCAGCAUGACCCACCCCAACAUAAUGUAUUCGAUUCCACAAUGAAGCAGUUGAAGAAGAUGGGAGUUGAAGUCUCUCCUGAGAAAGAUGCAGCUGAGAGGCUUGGUGAAGGAAGCUUUAUGUUUGAUCCCGCUUUGUUGCCCAAAGUUAACUAUGUCUCCAUGAUGUUAGAGUCAACUGAGACAGAUCUUAGUGCAGAUGUCAACACUAUAGCUAUGAAAUACCUUAAGGAUGACCAGCUCACUGAACUUCAGAGGUUCUCAUCCAAAGCAAGAAAAAAUCAGCGUGGCAAAUCAGUUAUGUUUGAGCAUAUAGCUGAAAAGACUACAAGUGAUAUGACUAUGUAUGCAAAUAAUAUGUCAUUCGCAACUAAAAAAUAUAUGCAGAGAUAUGGACUGAUGAGUUGGGGAGAGGAAUCAACAGAUUCUUCUGGGAUAGAAAUGCAAUCACCAGUAACUGUACAGGAGUCACCAGUGACUAUAGGUGAAUCACCAGUGACUGUAGGUGAUAUCAUGCAAAAGGUUCAUGAAAAACUAAGUCCAGAAAGACCUGAAAGUGUUUGUGAUCAACGUAUUAAUUCAGAUAAGGAAAAUAAAAAACUGGACUAUGCAGGAGAUGUUAGUCUUCCACAUAAGGAUAACAGGCGAUUGACAAACAGUGAAAAACCAGUCAUGAUAUUUAAUAAAUCAAACAGAAAAUCGUUAGAGACUGGAAAAAAGUCAUCUGGGAAUAUUUUGGAUGUUGAAAGAUUAAAACAGUUGCCUAAAUUGUUGUGAAUUGUUGUAAAAUGUUGUAUUUAUUUAUAUCAGUCUAAAACAUGUUCUGCUGUUUGUGCUGUAUAUAUUAUUUUUGUAAAAAUGGUAAUUGUAUUAUAAUAAUGUCACCACCAGAAGUGGUGUUCGGAGAUCGGCGUCUGUCACAAUUUCCAAUAACUUACAAGGUGAUGACAU
Owenia fusiformis is the source of this 4116-nucleotide messenger RNA. The record is from the annotation of a GenBank genome assembly. NCBI's taxonomy places the organism in Eukaryota, Metazoa, Annelida, Polychaeta, Sabellida, Oweniidae.